AUGUUUACAAGCACGGGCAGGACAGCGCCUCCCCAGGCGUUCAUGUCCAGCUAUGCGCCGCGCCUGCGAUCUCACGGAAACUCGUUAAUAUCGCCAAUCGUCCCGGCGUCCAACACACUUCCUGCGCCGCGCGUGACGAAACGCGGAACGGCCGUCAUCAGCUAUGCAGAGGGCGUGGACGACGAUGACGACUUCGAAGACAGCGACCGCCCGCGCCGCGCGACCGGCCUGCGCAGCGUGCAGAGAGGAGACGACGCGUCGAACAUGGACAAGACGGCGCAAAUCGCAGCGCUGGGCCAGGAGUUGACUGCGCCUGUCGACCUUCAGGGCAUCUGGCGUGACUGGAUGGGACGGCCCAAGCGCACAUUGACCGAGAAACAGGUGCACGUGCAGUCUGUCUUGCCCGUCACUCUGAUUCCCAUCCGAAUCGACAUGGACAUACAGUCUUUCCGCCCUGAUGCCCCGCUUCCAACGCCCUCCAAUGCCCGCGACUUCGGCAUCAACGAGAGCCUGCCCGCAUACAAGCAGCCCGACAUGACGCCGGCAUACAGGCUGAAGGACACUUUUCUGUGGAACCUGCACGAGGCUCUGAUGACGCCAGAUCAGUUCGCAAAGCAGUUUGUGGACGAGUUGGAUCUCCCGGCAACCCGCAAGCCCCAGCUGAUCCUCGAAAUCGCAAACCAGAUCCGGCAGCAGUUGGAGGAGUAUGCAGGAGUCGCGCUGCACCCUCUCUUCCACUCCACAACAUCACCUGCACUCGAUGCGACUGCGACUAAGCCUGCUCUGCCUGCAGCAGCAUUGGACGGGACCUCGACACCUGCAGUACCAGCCACAAACGGCACGUCGACCCCUGCAGUACUGCCCACAAAUGGCAUAUCCACACCCGUUGCGAAUGGUACAACGCACACAGACGGCGCGCAAACACCUGCAGCCGUGCCGAAUGGCGUCAGUGCCUCUGCUACCGCGUUGCCCUCUGAGGAACUACACAAUCCAGACGAUACCUACCGCUGCAUCGUCACGUUGAACAUCAACCUGAUGAAUCGAUUGUAUACCGACAAGUUCGAAUGGUCAUUACUGCACCCUCCAGGUUUUGCGGAAAUGUUCGCAAAGGUUACGUGUGCCGAUCUAGGUUUAUCUGGAGAAUGGGUAGCAGCCAUGACACACGCCAUAUACGAAGCAGUUCUGCGUCUAAAGAAAGAAGCCUGCGAAAACGGUGGACUAGUUGGCGAUGGCGAGAUUGACAACGAUGCUGUGGAACCCACAAUCGGUGCAGGCUGGAGAUAUGACCAAGAGCACCUCUGCGACGAGUGGGAACCCAAGGUCGAGAUUCUCUCCCAAGAAGAAAUAGAAAAGCGUGAAGGCGACCGUGAACGACAAAUCCGUCGACUACGACGAGAAACCGCGCGCUUUUCCUCUACCACAAACAUGAGCGGGGCCCCACAAAACGAAUUCUUCAACAACAUCGAACAGCAGGAGAACAUGGGUCGCGGCGAGCGUAGCAAGAAGAAGCGACGCUUCAGGAGUCUCAGUCCUGUGGGCCGCGACACGCCGGGCGCAGGAUCUGGAUACGGUGGACAAGACGGAGGGUUGCAAGACGGGGAACGCACUACUUGGCGAUGCGCACAUUGCUGUGUAUGGGGCACUGCCGUCUGGGCCGUCCGCGACGGCCCGCGAGGCCCACGCAGCCUUUGUAACAACUGCGGAUAUUUGUAUGAGCGGGACAAGAAACUGCCGCCAUGGUCGGAGAACCUGUUCCUCCAGGAUCGUCCAUAUCACGAUGUCCAGACGUAUCGGCCGCAGCGGUAG
Molecule: messenger RNA, 1806 nt
Organism: Dothidotthia symphoricarpi CBS 119687
Lineage: Eukaryota; Fungi; Ascomycota; Dothideomycetes; Pleosporales; Dothidotthiaceae
Product: SNF5-domain-containing protein
Exons: 3
Coding region: 1-1806 (601 amino acids)
Biological process (GO): regulation of transcription by RNA polymerase II; chromatin remodeling
Cellular component (GO): nucleus; nuclear chromosome; RSC-type complex
Molecular function (GO): transcription coregulator activity; zinc ion binding
Source: RefSeq, a predicted model, not a curated record